Molecule: messenger RNA, 2406 nt
Organism: Phragmites australis (common reed)
Lineage: Eukaryota; Viridiplantae; Streptophyta; Magnoliopsida; Poales; Poaceae
Product: H/ACA ribonucleoprotein complex non-core subunit NAF1-like
Exons: 3
Coding region: 179-2269 (696 amino acids)
Biological process (GO): ribosome biogenesis; box H/ACA snoRNP assembly; pseudouridine synthesis
Cellular component (GO): sno(s)RNA-containing ribonucleoprotein complex
Molecular function (GO): RNA binding
Source: RefSeq, a predicted model, not a curated record
AAGGCUCUAGCUUCAAAUGAUCAAAUCCAGCUGCCUCUUCCCCUCUCAAUAGUCCAUGCCCGCCGCCACAAGCCCUAGAACCCUAAACCCCCCAAGCGAGAGAUAAAGCAAAGCAUGGCGCCGCCGCCGCACCACCUCCCUCCCCGUCCCCGAAACCCUAGCCUUGCCUCCCCCACCCAUGGGGAGGCAUCCUAAGCCCCCGCCGCCGCGCCCGCCGCCGGACUCGGACCCCGGCGUCGGAUUCGACCCCGUCGAGGAGUGGCUCGUCGACUUCGACCAGGCCAUGGAGGGCGAGCUGGGGGCCAAGAGCCUCGGCCCCACCGAGGAGGCGGUGGUUCCGCGCGCGCCGAGGCCGACGACGACCUGCGGCGACGCUGGAAAGGUCUCGGAUGGUUCGGCGGCGCCCAAGAGCUGCGAGUUUGGUGUGAAGGAGGAGGGGUCGCUCGGCCAGGCAGGAGAUUUUUGCGGCGAAGAAAUUGACGAGAAGGCUGAGAUGGCGAGCGGCGGAUUGUGCGAGCUGCUUGCCCCGGAUCAGCUUCUGGCGUCGGGGAUUGGUGAUUUGGCUGUAAAAGAGGAUAUUUCGGAGGGAGCGGUUGCUACGGAGGUGGGUGCUGCACCUACUGAUGUUGAGAUGAAUAUCGCAGCCUCGGUGAAAGAGGAAGGCGGAGGCGACAAGGAGAAGCAGGAUAGCAGCGAGGAAGAGUCGGAGAGUAGCGAGGAGGACGAGUCGAGUGAGGCUUCCUCCAGCAGCGAGGAGGAGGAAGAGCAGAGGCCCAAGAAGGAUGAGGAAUCGAGCGAAGCCUCGUCAAGCAGUGACGAGGAGGAAGAGCUGGGAGCCAAGAAACUUUGUGGCGCUGGUGGAGCGGAGGGUGAUAGCCUGGAGGCCCUCCUUGAGGAGGGCGAAUUGAUGGUUGGGAGCGAUGAGGAGGGUGAGGAACCGAAGGGCCCCAUCAAGUCCAAACAUCAAGCAGAGGUCCUUACUCCAGUCCCAAAGAUUGAAAUACAGUUGGAACCACAUCAUCAGACUCUUCCAGUAGGAUCUAUCACAGCUAUAAUGGGUGAGAGAGUGAUUGUUGAAGGGUCAGUCCAACACAAUCCUCUGAAUGAGGGCUCAAUCCUCUGGAUAACGGAAAGCAGGAUGCCACUUGGUAUCAUUGAUGAGUUGUUUGGACCUGUAAAAAACCCAUACUACCUUGUGCGAUACAACUCUGAGGAAGAAGUGCCUGCUGGGAUCAGUGUAGGAAACAGUGUCUCUUUUGUAGCAGAGUUUGCAGAUCACAUCCUGAAUAUGAAGGAGCUCUAUGCAAAAGGCUACGAUGCAUCCGGAGACAAUGAUGAGGUGCUAGAAGAUGAACUUGAAUUCUCUGAUGAUGAGAAGGAGGCUGAGUACAAAAGGUCAUUACGUCAAGCAAAAAGGCAGACUGAUAGACAGCAUGAACCUAAUAAACCUUCUGGUGAUAAGAGGAGAUCACAGCCCAGAGGUGCUGGAUUUCGAAAGGACAUGCCACCAAGGAACCGGGAUGCACAAACACCAGGUCACCAGUCACAGCCUCGUUUUCACCGCUCAGAUAUGUCCCCUGCAGUUGCUAAAAAUGCAGCACGCCCAUUGGGACCUCAAAACAUUCCUGUGAGUGCUCCAACAAUGCCGCCACCUGUCCAGAUGAAUCCUGCCAUGCCAUCACCUGUUUAUCAUGCAAAUCAGAUGGGUGGUUGCUUCGUCAAUCCAGCGCAGCAGUUCUUGCCACAGCAGCCAAACAUGGUUUGGCCUGGCGGGCUUCCACCACCGCCCCAUCUGAACAUGGGGGUAGAGGGAGCUGCUCUCGCUGCAAAUAUCAUGCAAAACCUCUUCGCUGGAACGAACCAGUUCCAAAAUCAGAAUUUCGGUGGCUUCCCGAACCAAAUGCUGAUGCCCUUUCCACAGUUCAUGCCCCAGACUGUAAUGCCUGCAAAUCCAUUGACGUUCGGUGGUGGACCACCGGUGAACUCCCCAUUUGGUCCACCACCUCUACUGCCUAUGGGGCAAGGCAACUUUGGCCAGCCUCCUCACAUGGCCGGGGAUCGGCAGGAACAGGGACACCCUCCUCCCGGAUUUCCUCCCAACUCACAAGGAUUUGGAAACUUGGCGCAGCCCCAUGGAGAUGGAGAGCAUUCACCUAUGCAGCUCAAUUCUGGACAGUUCAAUCGAGGCAGCUCGUCCUUCCGUGGCAGAAAGCCGCAGCAACGCGGUGGCCGGCAUUCCUCUGGCAGAGGCAUCCGGCAUAGCAGAUAGGUGAGGGCCGGGUGCUUUGCCCCGGUGUAAUUUUGACUGUUAUCGAACUUGUCUUAAAUUCAGUAUGGAUGUUCCCUUGUGUUCUUGAACGAGAUAAUGUGAUCAGGUUAUUGUAAUACGUGAGUUGUUUCGUGAAA